CCCCGGCAAAGAUGGCGUGGCGAGCGCUGCGGCGGGUCGGGCCGGUGCUGGCGCCGCGCUGCCCGCGCCUCCCGCUGCCGCCGCGGGAGCCCGCGGCCCGCAGGCUGGGCACCAGCUCGCUACUGCUGGCCGCCCGCAAAUUCACAGACAAGCACGAGUGGAUAUCUGUGGAAAAUGGCAUUGGAACAGUAGGAAUCAGCAAUUUUGCACAGGAAGCAUUAGGAGAUGUUGUUUACUGUAGUCUUCCAGAAGUUGGGACAAAAUUGAGUAAACAUGAUGAGUUUGGGGCUUUGGAAAGUGUGAAAGCUGCUAGUGAACUCUACUCCCCUCUCUCAGGAGAAGUGACUGAGAUUAAUGCUGCCCUUGCAGAUAAUCCAGGGCUUGUCAAUAAAUCCUGUUAUCAAGAUGGUUGGCUUAUCAAGAUGACUGUGGCAAACCCUGCUGAACUUGAUGAACUGAUGACUGAAGAUGCCUAUGAGAAAUACAUAAAAUCCAUUGAGGACUGAGCUGGAAUAAUGAAAUAAAUUCAUAUAAAAUA
Messenger RNA from Vidua macroura (Pin-tailed whydah), 538 nucleotides. It is a transcript of the gene GCSH, whose product is annotated as glycine cleavage system protein H. The record is from RefSeq and is a predicted model, not a curated record. Gene Ontology annotation, biological process: protein lipoylation; glycine decarboxylation via glycine cleavage system. The transcript has 5 exons. Lineage: Eukaryota; Metazoa; Chordata; Aves; Passeriformes; Viduidae. Bases 12 to 506 code for a protein of 164 amino acids. Gene Ontology annotation, cellular component: cytoplasm; mitochondrion; glycine cleavage complex.